This is a messenger RNA of Cutaneotrichosporon cavernicola, 1521 nucleotides long. RefSeq lists its product as uncharacterized. NCBI's taxonomy places the organism in Eukaryota, Fungi, Basidiomycota, Tremellomycetes, Trichosporonales, Trichosporonaceae. Bases 1 to 1521 code for a protein of 506 amino acids. The record is from RefSeq and is a predicted model, not a curated record. The transcript is spliced from 2 exons.
AUGUCCAGGACAGUCAAGCUUGCUACCCUUGCGCACCUCCCGAUCCGUCGGGGGAUGGCCUCGAGCGCUCGUGGCCUCGCCACCGAGAUUCAGCGCGAGAUGGUGGCGCCCCAGCCGCCCAUGAUGCGCAAACAGCGUGCAGAGGGCGACAUCGGCUCCGUCUUCGCUUCACUCUCUGGAGAGGCCGAGCAACCCCUCCCGGCUCGCUUCGCCGACUUGAAGCGCCUAAUUGCAGGGGACGAGGCUAACCGUGCCCGCCUCGUCUCGUCUUUCCGCAGCCUCACCUCGCGCCUCGUUGUCGCCGCGGCCGAGAUUGAGCGCCUCGGCACUAACGCCGUACCAACUGUCUCUUACGAGUCGCUCCUCGCCCGUGACCCGGCCACCGUCGCAGCCAUUAAGCGCUCGGGUACGGCUGUUGUGCAAGGUGUUGUCCCUCGGACUGAAGCCGAGGCUUGGCUCCAGCAAGUGGAGGCGUACGUCGCGGCCAACCCCCAGGUCCGCGGCUUCCCGGCCGACGACAAGCAAGUGUUCGAGAUCUACUGGUCCAAGCCGCAGCUUGCGGCACGCGGUCACCAGAGGAGUCUGGCUGCGCAGCGAGCCCUUCUUUCCCUCUUCUCCCUUCCCCAGUCUGCCCAGGUAUCCCUUACGCCAAUUUCAUACGCCGACCGCUUACGGGUUCGGCACCCCGGUGACUCCAAGUUUGCCCUCGGACCACACAUGGAUGGUGGCUCGGUCGAGAGGUGGGAGGACCCGGCCUACCGCGCCGUCUACGCGCGCAUCCUUGAGGGACGAUGGGAGAAUUAUGACGCGUACGAGCUCGAGGCUCGGGCGCGCGCCAACCAGAACCUCUAUGACGGCGCGGGAGCGUGUGGCGUCUUCCGCGCGUUCCAAGGCUGGACAUCCCUCUCCGACACUGGUCCCGGCGAGGGAACGCUUCGCGUCUACCCCCUCAUCCGCGAGAUGACCGCGUACACUCUCCUCCGGCCAUUCUUCCGUGAGAAGGCUCCGCGCGCUGCCGUCUCGCGGGAACACUACCUCGCGCCAGAGAACUGGGAGCUCGAUAUUGACUCCACGGUCUUCCCGCAGGCUCCUCUUGGCCGCAGCCAAGAGUUCAACGACGCGUCUCACCCCCACCUCGAACUCGACCGGACCAUGGUCUCCAUUCCCCGCGUACAGCCGGGCGACCAGGCAUGGUGGCAUGCAGACGUCAUCCACGCCGUUGAGAGCGUUCACCGCGGCGCAGGGCCUAGCGCCGUCAUGUACAUCCCCUCUGUACCACUCACUCGCCUGAACGCCGAGUACAUCCGCGACCAGAGGGCAUGCUUUGAGGCACGUUGCCCGCCGCCCGACUUCCCCGGAGGUGAGGGCGAGAGCACCUUCUCGGGCACCGGCACACCGGCGGACAUUGAAGGCGUCGACGCGCGCCGAGCCUUGGGCUUCGAGGCCUUCCCCGUGACACCCGACAUGCGCGCCGGCGAGCAGGCCGUGCGCCGCGCCGCUAACGAUGUUCUUGGCUUUUAA